This is a messenger RNA of Phyllotreta striolata, 572 nucleotides long. The record is from the annotation of a GenBank genome assembly. NCBI's taxonomy places the organism in Eukaryota, Metazoa, Arthropoda, Insecta, Coleoptera, Chrysomelidae.
UUGAAAGUUGAAAGGUUAAGUAUUGUAUAUAUUUUAUUUUUUAGGGAAAAAAGGCAAAUAUAUUAAAUAAUUCUGAUUACAAUGGCACCAUCAAAGGAACUAACGAAGGAAGAAUUGGAAAAAUUCGACUGGAUAACUCUAAAAAAAGAUAUGGAUUCGCACAGUGCAGGUAUCGAAACACAGACUGAAAAACUGAAAAGAAAAUUUGCAGAGAACCCUUUGGUGCCAAUAGGCUGCUUGGCGACUACCGCAGCUUUAUCGUACGGAAUAUGGUGUUUCCGUAGUGGACAGCGAAAAAGGUCCCAAUUAAUGAUGAGGGCUCGAAUAUUAGCCCAAGGGUUUACGCUGGUUGCUAUGAUUGUAGGCGUAGCAGUUCAAGCAAAGAAAACCUUAGAACCGAAGACAAAUGAGUAGCAAAUUGAAACUAAAAGUUAAAUUUAGCUUAUUUGUAAAUAGUCUUGUUGAAUUUAAUUACCGGUUCGCUUUGUAAUUUAGUUACAUUUCAAUUUAAUAUAGUUGAAAGUAUUAUUUAAAUAAAAUUUUAUUUAUAUUUAGCGCAUGCGUGUUCUGUA